UAAUAUUUUGGCCGCAUCUUAUUGGCGGAGUCGAUGACUUCCUGAAACAAAAUGGUGUGAAAAAUGCGUUCAUUUUUACCUGCCGUGGCCGAGCAGCUUUUCCGAGAUAUUCAAAAAACAUACCAGGAAACGUCUCAAAUUCCUGAUGACCUGCUUAUUGCGCUGAAGUUUGUCUUCGGGCCUUGUGCACUUCAGGCUUUGGACCUUGUUGACCAGCAUUCAGUCACCUGUCUGUCAUCUCCCAGUGGACGCAAAGCCUUCCAGGUAAUGGGAGGCUCGGGGUGUUUGUACACUUGCUUUGUGUCCUGUCACUACUGCCUGUGCCCGGCCUUCGCCUACACCGUGCUCCGCAGAAAUGAGGGCCUGCUGUGCAAACAUAUCCUGGCCAUCUACCUGUGUCAGGCCAUGGGUGUGACUCAGCAGGAGAGUGUGUCUGAUCAGCAGAUGUCCAUGCUGCUCAGCGGGACAGCAGCCCUGUGACACCCAGGUAUGUUCAGAUGGACCAGCACGCCCUUGUGGACCCUCUUGGAUGAGAGCCGAUGUUUUAUACGAACACUUGAGGUCACUGGGGAGAGGAUCGGCGCACAGGAAAAUUAAAAGGGUUUCUGAUCUUUCAUAUGUCUCUCUGAAAGACACCAGAUGUUGCUUUAUUUAUUUUUUCUUCUGGAAGAGCUCUGAAUCUGUUUCCAGUGGAACGUCAUCUGUUCAUUGAGUAUGUGCGGCUUUAUUUUUAGGUUCUUUUUGUCUGAGGCUGCAUCUAUCAGGGAAGUAGUGAGUGUCUGCAUGCUGAAGUUACUUCAGAAACAUUUUAAAAACAUAAACAAUUUUUCCAAUGUGUCAUUUGUAAAUAUAAAUUCUCAUGUGAUUUAAAAUUGAAAUUUUAGGAAUAAAGACUGAUCUGUAACAAUA
Siniperca chuatsi (mandarin fish) is the source of this 909-nucleotide messenger RNA. It is a transcript of the gene zswim7, whose product is annotated as zinc finger, SWIM-type containing 7. Gene Ontology annotation, cellular component: Shu complex. Lineage: Eukaryota; Metazoa; Chordata; Actinopteri; Centrarchiformes; Sinipercidae. Gene Ontology annotation, biological process: double-strand break repair via homologous recombination. Gene Ontology annotation, molecular function: zinc ion binding. Bases 64 to 480 code for a protein of 138 amino acids. The record is from RefSeq and is a predicted model, not a curated record. The transcript is spliced from 5 exons.